CGGUUGUGUAACGUCCCUCCGCCGCUCCGUUGCCGCAGUGAAGGAAACCCCGCUCUCCCGGCACCGACGUCGCCCUGCCGCCUGUCCUUUUAAGGCAUGGGGGGGUUCCCGCCGUCACGGCCGGAUGCGGCCCAUGUUUGGGCAGCUACGAAGCUCGCGGCGGGGGGAAUCCCUCGCUCCGCCGUCCACCAAUCAGAGCCGGCCGGGAGUUACCUUGGAGACGGAGCGUAUAAAAGCGGCGCGUUCGCAGGGAGCUCAGCAUCCAGCAUCCUCAGCGCGCGGACUAACGGAACCGGCGGCCGCUUCGGAUCGGAACCGACCUGUGGACACUAUUGGGAAGCCCGGUUCUGUUGUGCACACACACCGACACUAAAGCAUGCUUCUGGAGCGCGGCGACAGCUUCAUGUCAGAGUUCGAGGACGCCUGCAGCGCCUGGGUGGACAGCGUGGGUUCGAGUCCCAGCGACGGCGCGGACUCGGACGUGGGCUCCCCGUUCAGCCAAGUCGUCUCUCCCGGUACCGACGCCUCCGACUCAGACUUCUUCUCCGACUUCAGCGAGUGCUCCUCGGACACGCUCUCCCCGUCCUUCAGCUACACCGGCGGCUUCUUCACCGAACCGGAGCCGGUUCCGGUCCCGGCGGCGGGCCUGAGCAGCACCGCGGACGCCAUCCUCACCAUGAUCACGGAGAUCGUGGGGAUCUGCACGGAGAUGGAGCAGCAGCAGAAGGCGGGAGCCCCCCCCGCCGCGCCCCCGCUCUUCGCCACCCUGCCCCCCCCGGACUCGGACCCUCAGGGGCCCCCCGCCUCUCUUCCCGUCACCGUUAAGAGCGAGUCUGCGGCGCCCUGCUGCAGCAGCGCCGCCCCCGCCGCCCCGCUCCUGGGGGGCCCCGCGGACGCCGCGCUGCCGCCGGCGGACGUGGCGGAGCUGAUCGACUCUCUGCUGAGCUCCGAGGCCGGACACUGCGACCCCCGGCCCGCCACAGAGGUGAAGCAGGAGCCGCUGGGGCUGGAGGAGUGGCUGCGCGGCCUGGGGGGGGCCGGGGGGGAUCCCGCCGCCUACGUCAUCAGCGGCAGGCCGGAGCUCGCGCCGGGCGGGGGCGACCUGCUCUGCGCCCCCUCCACCCUGGACGCGCACGUGCUGUCGUCCCUCCUGCAGGGCGCGUUCCCGAUGGUCAACCUCAGCAGCGUGCACGCGGCGGGAGCCCCCAAGCCGGCCCGCGGGGGGAGGCGGGCCCCCGCGCGCGGCGGGCUGAAGGUAAAGCCGUUCCCGUGCUCCGUGCAGGGCUGCGAGCGCCGCUUCUCGCGCUCAGACGAGCUCAACCGGCACGUGCGCAUCCACACCGGCCAGAAGCCCUUCCAGUGCACGAUCUGUGCGCGCAGCUUCAGCCGCAGCGACCACCUGACCACGCACACGCGCACGCACACGGGGGAGAAGCCGUUCUCGUGCGACGUGUGCGGGAAGAGGUUCGCGCGCAGCGACGAGAGGAAGAGGCACGGGCGCGUGCACGUCAAGCAGCAGCUGCGCGCGCAGAUGAUGGCCGCCUACUCCCUGGCUCUGAACUCUACCGGGGUCUAAACGCGCACGCGCGCCGGAUUUGAGCUUUUCUGGAUUUAACCGUCGAUUUGAUGACGUCACAGAGGACGUUUCAGCCUGACGCCACAGGUGCAUGCGCGUCACACCUGCCUGGGAGGCUCAGGUGUGGCCUCUGCGGUGCUCUGGAGCGCCCUCACCUGCUGUGGGCGGAGCCUAAGGAGCUGAAGGAGGACUUCCUGUAUCAUAUUGACGUUCCUGCAUGACGUCGUGAAGAACAGUGAUGUCAGAAUGUCGUGCUCGUUCUGUACAAAGCUUUCUAUCUGUUUGUACCAUAUCUCUAUUUUUCUAGUCGCUCGUCUACCUCCUCAUGUCGAUGUUCUACGACCUGACUGUCGACCUCUCGGAAACGAUGUCACUUUUCUAUGAAAUGAUUGUAAACACACUGAAUGAACUUUAUUAUAUAAUUUUCAUUCUGACACGAGGGUGCAGGUGUGAUCUGCCCCGGUGCAUUGUGGGAUAUGUGUCCUGGUGUCGUGGUGUGAAUUCAAACACCAGCUCAGUGCAGCUGAGCUCUGAGUAGCACACAUGGCUGUGCAAGUUUACUGUUUCCUUGUUCUGCAUGGAGGCUGCUAUCGCUGUCAAUAAACAACAACAACAACA
This is a messenger RNA of Oryzias melastigma (Indian medaka), 2194 nucleotides long. RefSeq names its product early growth response protein 4. Gene Ontology annotation, molecular function: RNA polymerase II cis-regulatory region sequence-specific DNA binding; DNA-binding transcription factor activity, RNA polymerase II-specific. Gene Ontology annotation, biological process: regulation of transcription by RNA polymerase II. Lineage: Eukaryota; Metazoa; Chordata; Actinopteri; Beloniformes; Adrianichthyidae. The transcript has 2 exons. The record is from RefSeq and is a predicted model, not a curated record. The coding region runs from base 377 to 1576 and encodes 399 amino acids.